UUACUGAGGGGAAACCUACCUCUCGCCAUAUUUUCGACUCAUGUUAUUUAUUGGUCUUCUUGUCAGACAGAGAGGCAGACGAGAAAACGUGGACGGGUGUUGCUUUAAUCUACAUUAUCUGCCCAAUGUUUAAUCUAACCGUGUUGACAGUUAGUUGGCGUUGAUUAAUACUAAUAUACGAAACAUAAUAUAGCUAUAAAAUGACGGAACGGUCCACGUUGUUACUACGUAAACAACUAGGAGAGCUCAACAAGAACCCAGUGCAAGGCUUCUCAGCCGGUCUCGUAGAUGAUGAUGACAUCUAUCAGUGGGAAGUGGUCGUCAUUGGACCUCAAGACACAAUAUUUGAAGGAGGUUUCUUCAAAGCCACCUUAACUUUCCCCCGUGACUAUCCUCUGAGGCCUCCCAAGAUGAAGUUCGUCACAGAAAUCUGGCAUCCAAAUGUGGCAAAAAAUGGCGACGUCUGCAUCUCCAUCCUGCACGAACCCGGCGAGGACAAGUACGGCUACGAGAAGCCCGAGGAGCGCUGGCUGCCGAUCCAUACGGUGGAGACCAUCAUGAUCAGUGUGAUCUCCAUGUUGGCAGACCCCAAUGGAGACUCUCCUGCCAACGUGGAUGCAGCUAAAGAGUGGCGGGACGAUCCUAAAGGAGUUUUCAAGAAAAAGGUGGCGCGCUGUGUGCGGAGGAGUCAAGAGAUGGCUUAUGACUGAGGCCUUAACUCCAGCCAUCAAACCCGAUUGGAACUGCACAGGGGGAUUUCACAACUGGUUGCACUUAAAGUCGGCUAGAUGACCACGGGGGCACAUCUUUUGUCAACAUCAACUAGUCAACGCAAACAAGAAAAAAAGACUUGCUGGAAAACAAACAACACAACUUCUCUACUAAUUUGUGUCUUGCAGUUUGAGGGGUUGAUAUUUAUGAAUUUCGCUGAAUGGCAGUAGCAUUCAUGCUGCCAAAAUUUUACUUUUUUUUCCCAUUUCCCACCCCAUCAGUUGCACAAGACACUAUUUCUGGUCAAGCAUCAGCGUUUUCACUCACAGGAGGAUGAAUUAUUCUCUCUGUUGUGUACAUAAUGCGUCAGAUUUUAGGAGAAAAAUCCCCUUUGAUAAAUGCACCAUUUUGUUUAGUUUACUAUAUAUUUACCUAUUUAUUUAGAGUGAGACUGUUUUAAGAACGUAGCGUCUGUUAUGGAGGGUUUUUUGUUGAUUUUGCAACCUGCCACACUGAGCCACCCCCAGUCUAUGGCUAUUUUCAUCAAUUAUGCAAUUUUGCAGUGAUUAAAGAGAUGGAAAUACAGACACUGGCUCCCAUUUCCCUGCAGAGAAAGUGUUCCUUCUCUCCCUUGGGGGGGACAAACUUUAUCACCCAGCGCUGCCUUAACUUUUGACUGCCAGCGAAAGGUUAUCCUCAAUACGGACUGCUUAUAUAAAACUGAAGGCUUGUUUAAAAUCUAGAAAGAAAAGAAAAAAAAACUAUUGUGGACAAACCAAAGAGAAUACACCAAUAAAUAUAUAUUUUUAAUGAACAUACAUUUUUACUUGUGUAAAUAUAAACUGUUUGUCCUUUGCUUGGGAAAAGUCCAUACGUCUUUGAACACUGCACGUGUACAGAGAAAAUGCAUUCACCUUGCCUAUGGUAGAGGCGGUGUGUUGAUAUUGUACAGUAGCGCUUCAAAAUAGGCAUUUUUCACACAAGACAUUUUGACAUGUCACAGAAGGAAAUACACAGAUAUAAAAAAAUAAUUAAUAGUGGCUGAAUUCCAUUUAGCUGCUUCAGUUUCAGGGUCCUGGUAUUGAGCAUGCCGGUUUACUGGGACGCUUGAAAAGAAUGGAGCCAUUGUUAAUGAUACUAGUAAGACCAUUGCUUUUCCUACUAUAACAAGUCAAAAUGCCUGCUGUGGUAAAGGCCUAUACCACCCACAAAAUGAUCAGCUGAUCAAGUGACUUAAUAACGUUUUAAUAGCUAUUUCUAUGCCUAGAAUGGACUUAAUUUGAAUAAUAGGUAUGCAGUGGCACUCACUUUAAGUCAAUGAAUUUUGUGAAAAGAAGUAAUAAACCUCAUUGUGGACAUGUGUGA
This is a messenger RNA of Sebastes umbrosus (honeycomb rockfish), 2076 nucleotides long. RefSeq names its product ubiquitin-conjugating enzyme E2G 1b (UBC7 homolog, yeast) (gene ube2g1b). The record is from RefSeq and is a predicted model, not a curated record. NCBI's taxonomy places the organism in Eukaryota, Metazoa, Chordata, Actinopteri, Perciformes, Sebastidae. Bases 201 to 710 code for a protein of 169 amino acids. The transcript has 6 exons. Gene Ontology annotation, biological process: proteasome-mediated ubiquitin-dependent protein catabolic process; protein polyubiquitination. Gene Ontology annotation, molecular function: ubiquitin conjugating enzyme activity.